This is a messenger RNA of Cooperia oncophora, 351 nucleotides long. The record is from the annotation of a GenBank genome assembly. NCBI's taxonomy places the organism in Eukaryota, Metazoa, Nematoda, Chromadorea, Rhabditida, Trichostrongylidae.
AUGCAACGUGGGUCUGCUCUGGUGAUGGACGGUUUUCACAACCUACAGCCGGACGUCACUAACAAGACGGGACAACUCUAUAUAAUUCAUGGAGUAACAACGAACGGCGUCGACAUGCCCGCUGGCUCUUCGCUUAUUACGACGAAGAAGACGUAUGCGCUCUAUGAAAAGAUUUUCCGAAAGAUGAAGGAAGCACUCACGGCUCAGCGAAGGGAAGACCUUCGCAUUGUGCUCGACUUUGAAAGAGCAGCUAUAAGAGCAGCGGAGAACGUCUUUCGGAGGGCCUCUGUGGAAGGCUGUGCAUUCCGCCUAGCCCAGGAGGAAAGAAUUUCGGGUUGCGCCCGCACGUAA